UUUUUUUAUUAUUUUUCUUUAUAGUGUUCAUAUCCCUCAAUCCGUUUCCGUUCUUCUUUUUCUUUCUCUCUCUCCUUUUUUUUAUUCUGCCUUUCUCCACAUUUCACAAAAAAAAAAAUUAAUAAAUAAAAAAGAGCAAAGCCCGGCAUCGGUUACUUGAUUCACGACUCAGCAUGGAUAUCUUUCCUAAUAACAGACACAUCCAACGACAAGUUUCACAGCCUCUCUUGGAGGAUGUGCCGCAUUUAACGAGCCUUGUAGAUGCAAUCACCUCCACUUUGAUUCCAAAUUUGCCUGUUUCUCUUCCUACUUUUGUCACAAAUACAGAGCCCCCGUCAGUCACCACGACGUCCAAUGGUAAUACUACGCCAACAGACAGUAAUAGUAGUACGAGUGUUUCUAGCCUCUCAUCCUCCAUCACUCUACCCACUACGGCUACAUCCAGUGCUACCAUUACUACUACUACUACUACCACUGCUAGCAAUCCUCCUAGUACAACCACAACCAUAACUACAAAGAGCACAAUACCUAUCCCUAGCACUACCACCGCCACCACCAGCAGCAGCAUGACGACUCCUACGGCUACUACAACACCUCAAACCCCAACCUCAACUGCUUCUACGGCUUUGCCGAUAAGUACAAGUAGCGGUUCGACAUCUACUACAACAACGGCACUCUCCUCGCCCUCUUCCAUCACCACCUCCAAACCAGUACCUAUUGUUUCGGUUUCUUCUUCGGGAUCCAUUGUUCAUACCUACACUUCCACCUCUUAUAGUACCUACGUUACUUCAGCACCUACACUGACUGCUCCCGAUAAUCAACAGUCAUCUUCCACACCCACAGGUCCUAUUGUGGGCGGGAUUGUAGGAGGUAUUGCCUUUGCUGCCAUUGUAGGUAAGUAAGAUAGAACUGUUCCAGUGUUUCGUUGGGUAACCCUCUAUAAUUGACAUGAACACUUUUAGUGAUCAUUGCUGUCUUGUUCACAAGACGACGACAACGUAAAACAAGAGACAAAAGUAAAUAUGAUUCAGGGGAAGGUGUAGGUCUGAGCGAUCUGGAUGCUGGUGCUGGUGGUGGUGUAGGUGGCAACCGUAUUUUUGACGAGGGUAUCAAUACUGUUCCCUACCAUCACUACUAUCAUGAGGGUGAUUCUCCAACAAUAAAUGCAAACGAUAUCAACCACAACAAUAAGAACCACGCUUAUCAUUCUUACAACAGCAAUAACAACAACAGUCGGCCUUUGUCGAUGACGACAGC
Molecule: messenger RNA, 1257 nt
Organism: Mycotypha africana
Lineage: Eukaryota; Fungi; Mucoromycota; Mucoromycetes; Mucorales; Mycotyphaceae
Exons: 3
Source: RefSeq, a predicted model, not a curated record